AUGCCUCCUCAGUUGAGAGAUCCGUCGUUGCUGAAGCAAAAUGUUGCUUAUAUCAAUGGUGAAUGGAGGGCUGCCAAGUCUGGCAAGACAUUCAAGGUCAAUGAUCCGUCUACUGGCACCUUGAUUGGUACCUGCGCCGAGUGCGACGCCGAGGACACCAAGCUAGCCAUCAAGGCUGCUGCUGAUGCUUUCCCUGCCUUUCGCAGCCUGACGGGCCGUGAGCGUGCCAAGAUGCUUCGCAAGUGGUACGACUUGAUGGUGGAGAAUGCUGAUGAUAUCGCCAAGCUCAUCACCUGGGAGAACGGAAAGCCCGUUGCCGAGGCCAAAGGCGAGGCGGCUUAUGCUGCCAACUUUUUCGAGUGGUUCAGCGAGGAAGCUCCCCGGACCUACGGCGAUACUAUUCCUGCCACUGUGCCUGGCAACAGAGUAUGGACGAUAAAGGAACCUGUUGGCGUGUGUGGGCUGAUUACUCCAUGGAACUUUCCUGCUGCCAUGAUCACUCGAAAGGUCGCCCCUGCACUGGCUGCCGGCUGCACCGUCGUUUGCAAAGCUCCCGGCGAGACUCCAUACACUGCACUGGCUGUCGCUGAACUUGGUCACCGAGCAGGUAUUCCCAAGGGCGUCGUCAACGUCGUUACCACUCUCUCCAACACCCCAGAGGUCGGCGAGGUCCUCACCACUGACCCCACCGUCAAGAAAGUGUCAUUCACCGGUUCUACCGGUGUGGGCAGGCUCCUCAUGAAGCAGUCGUCUGGUACCCUCAAGAAGCUGUCUCUGGAGCUCGGCGGUAACGCUCCCUUCAUCGUUUUCGACGACGCUGACCUCGGCACCGCUGUCGCCGGCGCCAUUGCCUCCAAGUUCCGCGGCACCGGUCAAACCUGUGUUUGCGCCAACCGAAUAUACGUCCAGGAGGGCGUCUACGACGAAUUCGUUAAGAAGUUUACGGAAAAGGUAAAUGCGUUCAAGGUCGGCAAUGGUUUCGAAGCCGGCACUACCCACGGACCUCUCAUCCACGACCGCGCCGUCAGCAAGGUCGAGGCUCACAUCAAGGACGCCCAAUCCAAAGGUGGCAAGAUUGUCGCUGGCGGUCAGAAGAUGCCCGAUCUGGGAGCCAACUUCUUCCAGCCAACAGUUAUCCGUGACAUGACACCCGACAUGGUCAUGGCUACAGAGGAGACUUUCGGCCCCGUUGCUGGACUGUUCCCAUUCAAGACGGAAGCCGAGGUUGUCGAGAUGGCGAACAAGGUCGAAGUUGGGCUUGCUGGAUAUUUCUUUUCACGGGACCUUCACCGCGUCUACCGGAUAGCCGAGGCGCUGGAAGUCGGCAUGGUUGGCGUCAACACGGGCAUCAUCUCGGACCCCGCAUCUCCAUUUGGCGGUGUCAAGGAGAGUGGUUUCGGUCGUGAGGGUUCCAAGUAUGGCAUUGCCGAGUACCAGGUGACCAAGAUGAUUACCUUUGGAGGAAUGGGAUCGCCGUUACAGAGCUAG
This is a messenger RNA of Metarhizium acridum CQMa 102, 1488 nucleotides long. The record is from RefSeq and is a predicted model, not a curated record. Lineage: Eukaryota; Fungi; Ascomycota; Sordariomycetes; Hypocreales; Clavicipitaceae.